Molecule: messenger RNA, 300 nt
Organism: Penicillium cosmopolitanum
Lineage: Eukaryota; Fungi; Ascomycota; Eurotiomycetes; Eurotiales; Aspergillaceae
Exons: 1
Coding region: 1-300 (99 amino acids)
Source: RefSeq, a predicted model, not a curated record
AUGCCUUUGCGGCUGGGAGUUAACUCGAUAGAGAAUGGGUCUGGCCAAAUAUGGGGGAAGGGAGCUGGUCAGAUCAGCCCUGGGCGCAAGCGCAACAUCGUUAUCGUAGCAGAACCCUUUAGCCAAGUGCUGAUCCUGUUCAGACAGAAUCUAGGUCCCAAACGCCCGACUCUAUUGUAUAGAACCCUCAGCAGGAUCGCAGGCUCGCAAGGGGUUCUGGAAUCAGCUCUUCAGCUCAGGUUCGAUGCAGCGAUUCCUGCGACUGCGCCCGAUACUCGAGACUUUGCGCGCGAUGCUUGA